This is a messenger RNA of Pollicipes pollicipes, 1249 nucleotides long. It is a transcript of the gene eIF4H1, whose product is annotated as eukaryotic translation initiation factor 4H1. The coding region runs from base 59 to 856 and encodes 265 amino acids. Gene Ontology annotation, molecular function: RNA binding. The transcript is spliced from 8 exons. NCBI's taxonomy places the organism in Eukaryota, Metazoa, Arthropoda, Thecostraca, Pollicipedomorpha, Pollicipedidae. The record is from RefSeq and is a predicted model, not a curated record.
CCUUAUCGCUAUACCUGGGACCGUUUAAUGGCGUCGUGCCUUUUCCGGGUUGGAAAGCAUGGCUGGGAGAUACGGGAAUGAUUUCGGCGGCGGGUUCGGCGGCGGCGGCGGAUACGGCGGCCGGCCUCAGAAGCCCCUGCCCACUGAGCCGCCCUUCAAGGCGUUCGUCGGCAACUUGCCCGACUACACCGUCCAGGGGGACAUACAUCACAUAUUUCAGGACAUACCACUAAAAAACGUGCACAUGGUCCACGAUCGUGAGACAAACGAGUUCAAGGGCUUCUGCUAUGUGGAGUUCGAGACGGUGAAAGACUUGGAGCAGGCUCUGCAGGUGAACGGCGUCGAGGUCGACAAGCGUGUGCUGCGUGUCGACAUCGCAGAGGACCGACGGGAUCGUGGCGGUCGUGGUCGAGGUGGGCCGGGUGGUUUCCCCCGAGGCGGCGGUGGUGGCCGCGGUGGCUUCGAUGAUAGACGUGGCGGCUUCGACGGCAGACGUGGAGGGCCAGACGGCUUCACAGGAGGGUACCGCGGCGGCGGCGGCGGCGGCGGCGGAGGAGGAGGGCGUGACGACUUCGAGGAUCGGGGCGGCGGCCCCUGGGACGGCGGCCGCGGCGGCGGUGGCGGCGGCGGCGGCGGCGGCGGCGGCGGCGGCGGCGGCGGCGGUGGCGGCGGUCCGCCGCACAUGGAGUUCCGCGAGGCCGACCCCAGUGACGCGUCCCGGCGGCCCAAGCUGAACCUCAAGCCGCGCACGGUGGGCGCGCCCGUCAACACGGUGGCCAAGACGUCGCAGAUGAGCAGCAUAUUUGGUGGCGCCAAACCCAGGGAAGAGAACCUGAAGGAAAAGGAGAGCAAAUAGGGAUGCUCGCCACAGAUCUCGCCCGGCGAAGUCUCCUGUCGCUCGUGAUGGUGUCAGCUGUGAGCUCUCCGCAGCACAUCGUCGCCAUCUGUGGGCCGAAUGUGAGGCCCACUCUCGCGCCGCCGCCGCAGCGCCGCCUGGAGGCCUCGUUUGUAUACAAACGACAUGGCGGCGGCCGGGUGGUGCGUCGUUGAAAAUUGGCGUCUCAUCGAAGCCCGUGCCGGCCGAAUGGGGGCCAGCACGGGCGUGUGAGACGGGCGACCGGCCUCGUGCGGCCGGCCGGCCGGCGGAGACUGGAGUAACUCUGGUCGGGUCGCUAUCGGUUUUGUGUUGGGUCGUUAACCAUAUGCCGUUUUCGUAUGCCUUCAAUAAAAUUCAUACCCGACAAAUCUU